ACUAAUAAGGUCUAAUAAUAUAAAUCUAAUAAGACAAUCUAUCUAAGGUCUAUGUAUCCAAGGUCUAUGGUGGGGCUACUGAACAAUAUGCGAUGACCAGCGCCUAAUGUGUGAUACAUCACCUAGUUUUCCGAAUCAAAAAAACUGAAGAGUGAAACGUCUGCAUUAUGUAUUAUUACGAGCCCUGGUGACAUUUUGCAAAAAUGGCUGGAGGGAUUGACGUUAGUUCGAGAAAACCAAGAAGAGCUUGGGGGACGCCUGCUUAUAAAGUUAGAAAUAAUUUUGGAUAUUCCGGUGUAAUUGUUGGCAGUUUAAUUGGGGCGAUUUUUUACUUCUCUGUAUCAGAAAACACGAGAUUGAAAUGUAAAGAAUUUUUCUUUACACCGACUGAUCAUGAAAUUGAGAAAAAACUUAGAAUGUCUUUCACCCCACUGACACCUUCUGAUUUAAUUAAACAGGGUAGAGAAGAAGAAAAAGAUCAAUGAUUGAUGUGCUUUUUGUAAAUAAAAAUUUUGGAAUAGUGUUGCAUAUUCAUCAAAGAUGAAAUCAACUAAUAAUAGUGAAAAGUUUGAAAGUCAAAUGUUAAUCAGAUAUUUUGAAUGUCCUGCAUCUUCUAGAAGGGCUAAUAGUGAAAACAAAAUACUUGCAUUAAAUGAUAAAACUUGUUUAGAGACUGCAGGUGAAUUUGGUGAUAGAGAGCCUUAUAUGAAUUUUAAUGAAACUGUUGACUUGAAAUUAACAAAUCCCACUAAAAGCCCAAGUAUUCAAAAACAUUAUGCAAAGAAUAGUAAAAACAGGAAGUGUAGAAGAAAAAAUGACAACAAGCAACCAAAAAUAAAAAAAGCUUUAGCUAAGGUAUCUAAUUAUGAGGAUAAACUUAUGGAAGCCUAUACUGAACAAUCAUUAAUUGAUGGAUUUAAUCCGGAAGAUACACAAGUUGCCCUGGCCUUAUCAUUAUCAACAAAUGAUUAUAAUAUACGCAGUUUACCAAAUACUCAAGUUCGAAUGCACACUCUUAAGCAAACACUUGAGCAAUUUGGUUUUAAAAAUUCAAAACCUCGAGUUGUCAAUUCAAAUAGAGUGAAUAUUGCAUUAAAUAACAUAAAAUCAGCAUUACUUCAAAGAAAUACAGAACUGCAGAAUCAAAUUAUGGAGCACAAUAUUGUUCAUAUUUUGAAUGAACAAAAAUGUACUCAUCACAAAUCUGACAAAUAUGCAAAAUUUAGAAUCUAUUCUGACAUUAUAUUAUGCCAUGUUUCGAAGAUAAAUGACUUAUAUAAAGUGAGUGCUGAUGGAUUGCUGAGUUAUAAUGGUUUGUCAUUAGUAAACAUAGAUGACAGUGUUUUUGACUCACUUUUAAAAGAUUGGGAUAGUAUUCCUGGUCGAAGUGGACAUGUAUGUGACGCUAAUUCAAAAUGGGUGAAUGAAGAUACGGGGGCAAAUAUGGUAAUAUCGAAUAAAACUGAUAAACAGCUGCAUGAAAUGUUAAAAUACCAGGAGCAACAUUUAAAAAAUUGUAUCGUAAAAAUGAAAAAAGAUUCAAAAAGUGUUAUUUUAAACACUGCCUCAAGUGUAUUCCAACCAUUAAAUAAUUUGAAUAAUAACUUGCAAGUAUCAUAUCGGAUUGAAUAUUGCAAAUCUCCUGAUUUGUUUUCUGAUUGUGAAGAAAGCUAUCAUAGAGACAAUAAAAGUUUUUAUGAAGAAAAUGAGAAAGAUAAUAUGGAUAGUAUUAAAUUUUGCAAAGAAGAUGAAUUUGAGUCAGCUAUUAGUGAGAACUCUUUACAUAUUAGAGCAAAUAGAAAUGUGACUGAAUAUGAAACAUAUCAUGAAACAAUGCCUUCAAAUUUUUGCCUUAAUCGUUUUUUUAAUGACUUAAAUAGUUUAUCAAAACAUGAUACUUCUACAGGCAAAAAUACUUUGAUUGAAUCUUUUGAUAUUUUUGAUUAUAAUUCUCUUCAAAAUGAAAUGAAUGAAUCAUUAUCAAUAUCACAUUUGGAAAGAAAUUUCUUAAAAUAUGCUGAUGAUAGUAAUAAAGAAUCUAGCAAUAAUUUAAAGAAAUUGUCUGUAGUAAUAAACAGUCAAGAGAAGCUGAUUUGUGAUGAAAUUGCAUUGUUUCCUAAAUGUAAAAAUAUAUCAGGUUGUCACAAUACUUUUAAAAAAAAUAGUUUCAGACAUAAAUUAGAAAGUGAAUUUCUUAGUCUGAUUGCAACAAAUAAUAAAUUUGAUUACAAUAACAAGGAUUUAAAUGUAUAUAUGAUAAGUAGCUUGGGGCAUCGAGAUUGCUCCCAAAGUCUAAAUGAAUCUUCUUUAAUAUUGGAGAAAAAUGUACAUAACAAUGAACUACAUACAAAAGAAAGGAAAAAAAGUAAUAUAUUCACAGAUGAUGGAGAAAAUAUAAUACAGAAUUCACAUUUUUUUUCAAAUGAACUCUCAAAUAAAAAAAAAUGUUCUGAAGAUUUUCAAAGCAAUAAUAAUUGUUCUUCUAACAUUGAGUCACUUCUACAAGAUGGUACAAUGCUUUUAUCAGAUGGAGAAAUAAAAUACUCAACGAGUACCCCAUUUAAAAAAUAUAGUCUCAGAUCAGGUGCUAAAUUUAAUUCUUCAAAAUUAAAUUUGCAAGGAAGAAAUCUUCUUAAUUCUUCAUGUUGUUUUUCAAACCAGAAAGAACUAGAUAUUAUGCAAUCAGAAUCAGAGGACAAUUUACCAGUGCAUAAAAAUGAACUAUAUGAAGCUAAACCCAGAUUGAAGAGAUUUUCUAAAUUCAAGGAGGCUUCAUUAACAUCUAACUGUUUCAAAUCUCCAUACAAUUCCAAUAAGGAUAUAAUAUGUUAUCAUACACAGAAAGUGAUCUUGGAUGACAUUUUAACAGUGGAAAAAUCUUAUGAGGUUGGUAAAGGUGCAGUCAAUCUUAAACCAGACUUUGAGAAAUUAUCUAACAAGGAUUGUGAAAGUAUGUUGAAAACUUAUGGUAUAAAACGUCUUAAGAGAAAACGAACUAAUCAAAUAUUGGAGUAUAUAUAUGACCAAACGCAUCCGAUAGCUAAGCUAUCACUAAAAAAGUAAAGUAACAUAUUUACUAGUUAGCCUAGUCCAUUGAAUAAAUAAUAAAAUUGUAAAAUAUAUUAUUCUUUGUACAUAUUUAUAUAUCGCUUCCAGUUUUAGAUUUAUAGAUUUUUCUAAAAAGCU
Molecule: messenger RNA, 3186 nt
Organism: Ctenocephalides felis (cat flea)
Lineage: Eukaryota; Metazoa; Arthropoda; Insecta; Siphonaptera; Pulicidae
Exons: 7
Coding region: 541-3063 (840 amino acids)
Source: RefSeq, a predicted model, not a curated record